Messenger RNA from Prunus armeniaca (apricot), 222 nucleotides. Lineage: Eukaryota; Viridiplantae; Streptophyta; Magnoliopsida; Rosales; Rosaceae. The record is from the annotation of a GenBank genome assembly.
AUGUGUAAAUUUGGAGAACUAUUGGCAAGAGGCCUGCUUCAAACCAUAUUGGGGUUUUCCGAAGGCAACAAACCAAGUUCUCCCCCUGUCGAUGCAACCCUGGUGGUGGCAACAUAUAGACUUCUUCCUCCAAAUCACUAUGGAGGACAACAUUCUGCACAUCUAAUUGGUGGAGAGGCCACUCACGAUGAGCAGCAAUGGCCAGUAAGCAACGCACAGUAA